GAAAAAUAGUCAAUUGCAGGGAAUGCAAAAUCUGACCGGUUCUAUAUAAGGAGCUUGCAUUCCCACAUAGUUGGACUUACAGUAGUAGCAAAGUUGUCGCUAUAACUCUCAUAUCACACUACAUAUAACAGAACAUGAGUGAUAUUCAUAGAGACACCUUGGAACGUCACGUUUCUGCCGAGGUCCACAAGAGCUUAUCUGACGAUACAGCCACAAAGGAAUCGUUGGAUGUCAGCAAUGACGUUCAAGAUGCUAGCUCUGAAGUCGAAGAAAAGUCCAUUGGGGUCUUGAAGGCUGAAAUCAUCGCAGCUCAAUGGGCUGGAAAAUGGUAUUACCAAGCUAUUUUGUUGUUCUCUGCCUUUUUGGUUGGUUACGGUUACGGUUUGGAUGGUCAAAUCAGAUAUGUUUUCACUGGUUAUGCUACUGCUUCGUAUGCUGAACACUCUUUGUUGACUACCAUUGGUGUUGUCACUGCUGUUGCUGCUGCUGCUUGUCAGCCUGUUUACGCCAGAUUGUCGGAUGUGUUCGGAAGAUUUGAGCUCUUCAUUGUCUCCAUCGUGUUCUACGUCGUUGGUACGAUUAUCGAAUCGCAGUCUAAGAGUGUUCAGAUAUACGCUGCUGGUUCUGUCUUCUACCAGAUAGGUUACACUGGUGUUAUUUUGAUCAUCAUGUGUAUCUUGGCCGAUUUCUCCAGUUUGAAGUGGAGAUUGUUCUACUUGUUCGUGCCAACGUUCCCUUUCAUCAUCAACACCUGGAUUUCCGGUGACGUGACCUCGGCUCUUGGAAUGGACUGGUCGUGGGCUAUCGGUAUGUGGGCCUUCAUUUUCCCAUUGCUCUGUCUUCCAAUGAUCGGUUGCAUGCUCCACAUGAGAUGGUUGGCUGGUAGAACUGAAGAAUGGAGACAAUUCAGGAUAAGACAAACCAAGUUCCAAGAGUUGGGUCCUGUCGGCUUUGCCGUCUACUUGUUCUGGAAAUUGGACAUCAUCGGUUUACUCUUGUUGAUUGUCUGCCUUGGAUGUCUUUUGGUUCCUUUGACUAUUGCUGGUGGUGUCAAGUCCAAAUGGCAGGAUGGCUCCAUCAUUGCUCCUAUCGUAAUUGGUGGUCUUUUACUCCCAGUCUUCGGUUUCUGGGAAUCCUAUGGUGCCAGACAUCCAAUUGCUCCUUUCCAUUUGUUGAAGGACAGAGGAGUGUGGGCUGCUUUGGUGAUUUCAUUCUUGUUGAACUUCAUCUCUGCCAUUGAAUCAUCUUACUUAUACGCUGUUUUGUUGGUUGCUGUUGACGAAACUCAGAAGUCUGCUACCAGAAUCACUUCCUUGUCAUCGUUCGUUUCUGUCAUCGGUGGUGUCUUCUUUGGUUUGUUCGUGGUCAAGUGGAGAAGAUUGAAGGGAUUCAUCAUUUUUGGUUGUGCCAUUUGGAUGGUUUCCUUGGGUAUAUUGUUGCACUUCAGAUCUGGUACCAGUGCUACCGCAGGUAUCAUUGGUGGUGUCUGUUUGAUGGGUUUCGGUACUACCUUCUUCUCAUACCCAGUCAACGUCUCCAUGCAAACUUGUACUACUCACGAGCAUAUGGCCGUGAUCAUCUCGUUGGGUUUGACCGUCUACAGAAUUGGUUACGCCGCUGGUUCUUCUGUUGCUGGUGCUGUAUGGACCCAAGCUUUGUACGAUAAGUUGUUGGACAAGUUGGGCAAUGCUGAAUUGGCUUUGGCUGCAUACACCGACCCAUACACUUUCAUCAUCAAGUACACCUGGGACACUCCUGAAAGACAAGAUGUUGUCGCCGCCUACAGAGAGUUGCAGAGAUUGUUGAUCAUCAUUCCUUUGGUGUUCUGUGUUCCAAUGUUGUUUGCUGGUUUAUUCUUGAGAGACCACAAGCUUAAUGACAACCAGAGUAACAAGGACAUCGAGAAGGCUGACAACAACGAAUCUCUUGGUGGCUACAUCAAAAACUCGUUGAACUUUAAGAAGAACAGCGAGAAGCAGUAAACACUGCUAAUCGAAGCACUCAAACUUGAACCUAAUUUAAUUAAUCUUAAUGUAACCAUAGUUAAUAAACAAUACUAAUUGUAAG
Scheffersomyces stipitis CBS 6054 is the source of this 2067-nucleotide messenger RNA. RefSeq names its product siderophore transporter (gene SIT1). Bases 135 to 1982 code for a protein of 615 amino acids. Gene Ontology annotation, molecular function: siderophore-iron transmembrane transporter activity. The record is from RefSeq and is a predicted model, not a curated record. The transcript has a single exon. NCBI's taxonomy places the organism in Eukaryota, Fungi, Ascomycota, Pichiomycetes, Serinales, Debaryomycetaceae. Gene Ontology annotation, biological process: transmembrane transport; intracellular iron ion homeostasis. Gene Ontology annotation, cellular component: endosome; vacuolar membrane.